AUGAGUUAUUCCAAUAAAGAGAAUAUAGAUGAUACAUAAAUAUUGAUAGAUUAAGAAGAAGUACUUGAAUUUGUAAAGUAAUUGAAAUUGAUGAAUAAACAAUUUAUUUCUUAAAUCAAACAAUUGAUUCGAGAAAAAGAAGAGUACAAAUUCUUGAUUUAAGAACUGUAAAGUCAAUUAUAAAGAAAAUGUGAGUAAUUAUAACAAUAAGAAAUGAUAAUCUAAGAAUGUGAAUUAUAAGUAGUAUUUUUAUAGGUUAUUGUAGUUAGAGUCAUGCAGAUCGAAUUAUGAAGAACAAAUUAAUCGUUUAGAAGUAGAGUUGAAAAUGAAUUAAAUGAUUUUUUAGAUUGAAUUGAGUCAAUAGAAAUAAGAGAUAGUAGAUUUAAGUGAUAAAUUAAAAAGUACUUAACAAGGUUAUUCAACUACUGUGGCUACUUCAUUUUUAUAAACAUCUUUUAAUUAGAAAUAGGAUAGUUUAUUUAAAGUAUGAGUAGUUGAAUAAAUUUAGGAUAGUCAUACAUUAGAAAGUGUUGGUUAAACAGAAGGGGAAUAUAGUAUAAUGUCAAAUAAGAAUAAAGGAUAGUAAAAGAUGUUGAAAAUAAUUUAAGAUCCAAUAAGUAACUUAAAGAAACAGAAAGAUUUAAUAAAAAGGGAAAUUACUUAAUGGUAAGAUGAAUUUUUAAAGAAAGAAGGUCGACCACCUUCUAUUAAUGAUAAAUAAUCCAUUAGUACUAAAUUUUAUCAUUAUACUAUAUUGAAGAAAUAAUUGAAUGAUCGAAGUACUGUAAUUUAAGAUAGUACAGAUUGUAAGAACAUUGGUAUUCAAUGCAAUUUGAUAGAUGCAUCAUAGAUAUUGUAAUUGUAAGAACAAAUUAAAUAAAAAACUAAUGAUUUAAAAAGAAUGAGUUUUUAAUUAGAAGAUUUAAAGGGGAAAGUAAAAGUAUAUUGUAGAGUUAGACCUUCAAAUAAUUUAGAUAAAUUAAAAGGUAUAAAUUUAAUUUAUAAAUAAGAUUGUGAACUCUAAUUUAUAGAUGAGUAACAUAUCUCAUUAAAAUAGAAAAUCUUCAAUUUUGAUAUUUGUUUUAAUCAAUAAUCUACAUAAAAAGAUGUAUAUGAGGAAAUACAGUAAUCUCUUUAAGCAAUAUUUCAUGGUUAUAAUUUAUGCAUUUUUGCCUAUGGUUAAACUGGCAGUGGUAAGACAUAUACUAUGUUUGGCACUUAAUAACAACCUGGAGUUAUUCCAAAUUUAAUAGAAGAUAUCUAUACCUAUAUUAAAAAAAACAAUUUAGAUUGUUCAAUUAUAGUUAGUUCUUUAGAGAUAUACAAAGAGAAUAUCAUAGAUUUAUUAAAUGAUUAAUAAAGUUCUUAAACUUUGGAACUUAAGGAGAAUGUUAAUGGGUAAGUGUUUGUUUAAAAUUUGACUAAUAUAAAAGUACAAAGUAUGUAUGAAUUAAUGAAUUUGAUUGAGUUUGCAUCUUCUAAAAGAAGAUAAAGUUUAACUGAAAUGAAUGAUUGUAGUUCAAGAUCUCAUAUGUGCACUCAACUUGUAAUUGAAACCUUUAAUAAAAGUAUUUAAUAGGUAUGAUAGAAUAUAGAUUCAUAGAAAUUCAUCAGUAGAGUAAAUUUAAUUGAUUUGGCAGGUUCAGAAAGAUGUAAUAAAUCAAGAUUAAAAUAAAAUCAAUUAGAGGAAGCUAAAUAUAUUAAUAAAAGUCUCUCUGCUCUUAAUGAUGUUAUGAUAGCUUUAUCAACAAAAAGUAAUUUCAUUCCAUACAGAAAUAGUAAACUUACAUAUUUAAUGAGGGAUUCCUUAGGAGGAAAUGUAUUAUUAAUUUAUAAUUAUAAGUCAAAAACAAUCAUGAUCAUCAAUAUUUCACCUUCCUUUAUUAACUUAGAUGAAUCAAUGAGCUCAUUAUAAUAUGGAUAAAAAGUUAAAUAAAUAAUCAAUUAACCAAUUAAGAACUUAGAACCAGUGGAGCAAUUAAAAAAAAUAUAAAAAGUAUGUAAUUAACAUGAUGAAAAUGCGUAAUUAAGAUAAUAAAAGUGA
Paramecium primaurelia is the source of this 2044-nucleotide messenger RNA. Lineage: Eukaryota; Ciliophora; Oligohymenophorea; Peniculida; Parameciidae. The record is from the annotation of a GenBank genome assembly.